Molecule: messenger RNA, 1590 nt
Organism: Dermacentor silvarum
Lineage: Eukaryota; Metazoa; Arthropoda; Arachnida; Ixodida; Ixodidae
Exons: 3
Coding region: 1-1590 (529 amino acids)
Source: RefSeq, a predicted model, not a curated record
AUGAGGGUUCAGUCUGAAUCGACGGUUGUGACCAGCACGCUAAUCGUGGUGGCAUGUAACGGACCACUGCUCUGCGGCCGGAACACGAUAGAGUCCUUCCGUAAGGCGGGUGUGUCCUUCUGGGACACUGAAACCACCUCGAGUGUAAAUGUUGUUCGUGAUAAGAUGGUGCAUCUGCUCGAUGAAUUUUCCGAUCUUUUCGAGAACAAGCUUGGCUGUUGCAAGGGCCCCCCUGUGCAAUUACACCUUAAAGAAGGAGUCCGCCCACGUUUCUGUAAGGCACGUAUAGUGCCUUAUGCCAUGCGCUCCAAGGUUUCAACCGAGAUCGACCGUCUUGUACAAGACGGAGUGCUUUCGUCGAUAAGCAUUUCAGAUUGGGCAACACCGGUGGUGCCGGUAGCAAAAAAGAACGGCGAUAUACGAUUGUGCGGCGAUUUAAAAUUGACAGUCAAUCCGGCGUCGCACUUGGAACAGUAUCCCCUGCCCAAAGUUGAAGACAUAUUUGCGGCGCUUUCUGGAGGCGAAGUCUUCAGCACUCUGGACCUGCGGAAUGCGUACAAUCAGCUGCCGCUGGACGACGAAGCUAGAAAGAUCGCGGUACUCAACACACACCGGGGCCUUUACUGCUACAAUCGCCUAGCAUUUGGAAUUGCUUCAGCCCCCGCCUUGUUCCAGCGACGCAUGGAAUCGAUUUUGCAAGGUUUGCCGAAUGUUCAAGUGUACCUCGACGACAUCAUUGUGGCGGAGAAGGAAAACGACACAUCGGUACUGCGGCAGGUGUUUCAGCGGCUUCGUGAACACAACUUGAAGUUGAACAAAGCCAAGUGCCGGUUUAGGGAAGCACAAGUGUCGUUUCUGGGGCACCGAAUCGAUGCCAAAGGUCUGCAUCCUCUGCAAGAUAAACUCGAGGCGGUACUGGCCGCGCCGAAGCCAACAUCGCAGUUUGCAGACAGCACGAGCGAGGACAUGCUUCUCCGACAGGUGAAGACGUGGAUUCUUCGUGGUUGGCCAAACCAGCUGGGGCCGGAGCAACAGUGCCUUCAGCCGUACUUCACCCGCAGAUCAACACCGACUCGAGAUGGCAAGUCGCCCACCGAGAUGUUGCUGGGUUUUCUACCCAGGACCCGCCUAAGCGCACAUUUUCCAGAGGAAGAGGUGGCACGGGAUCCCACGGUGAGCAGACCCCCGGCACCGUUGUCACAAGUCUUUUUACGGGGAGCGCCUGUUUGGUCACGGCAGUAUAAUCACGCUGGCCAGAGAUGGUUACCCGACACGGUGACGUCAACAAGAGGUAGGCGUAUGGUCACGGUGGACACCACAGGAGGGGUGCAGCGCCGUCACGUGGACCAAGUGCGGCCACGACUCGCAGCGGAUGACGUAAAGCAAGAAUUCAACGCAACACGGCCCGGAGACAACCAAGUCACAGAGAGUGAUCAACCCUCUCCAGUGGACGACGCUGAACCAUCAUCAGACGGAUCACUUGGUACACCCCUGACUUCCAGUGAAGUAACCUCCAGUGUACCGGCGGGCUUAGGACUUCCUAGGCGUUCUACGCGCACAAGGAGGCCUCCCGACAGGCUAGGCUUCUAA